AUGACGACCCCGAAAUCGCCCUUAUUGACCGACGCGUCGACGUCGUUGCCUGGAUACGUUGCUGACGAGAUCGGCGAGGAGCUGGAGCCCGGAUACGGCUCGAUUGCCCAGGAACAGAGCUCGGCCGAGACCAACGACGACGAGUUCCUUGUUCCCCCAAGACAGAUGUACGUGAUUCUCGGGUGCAUUUUCUCGCUCACGUUUCUGGCGUCUCUGGACACCACCAUCUUGUCCACGAUCAUGACGGAGAUUGCGUCCGAUUUGAACGCGAUUCCUUAUCUUUCGUGGAUUGCAACGUCUUAUCUGCUUGCCUCGUCAAUCGUCCAGCCGUUGGGCAAGUUGUCGGACAUUUUUGGCCGCAGACCAAUGAUUCUGGGCUGUAUCACUAUCUUCACGAUCGGAUGCUUGCAAUGUGCCACGGCCACCACAGCCUGGUCGUUUGUCAUUGGCCGGUUCUUGUCUGGUUUCGCUUCUGGUCUCAACACUUUGGGAAGCAUCACCAUGAGUGACCUGGUUCCGUUGCGCAAAAGAGGAGUCUACCAGGGUCUUGCCAACCUGUGCUACGGAACAGGCUCGGCGUUCGGAACCCUGGGCGGCCAGCUCGCCAAAAAGUACGGCUGGAGAUUCGUGUUCUGGAUCCAGGUGCCUGUUGGCGUGAGCUGUUUCUUCUUGUGUCUGUUCAACCUCAAACUGCCUAGCGUGUCCACCACGACGCUCACCUGGAAACAGAAGCUCAAGAGAGUCGAUGUGCUGGGAAUCCUGAGUCUGGCGUUCACCUUGUUCGUUUUCGUGGUGGUCACCUCAUUCGAAUGGCCGUCCAUGAGUCUGCUGAUCGCAGGCUGUGUGGUUUUGUUUGUGUCUCUGGGACUGUUUAUUUACAUCGAGAACACGGCCAUUGACCCCAUCGUGCCGCCAGAACUGCUGAAAAACCGCUCCAUCUUGGGCUCCUCGCUCGCCAACUGGUUUGGAACAAUGUACCUGUGCUGCGUCACGUUCUACUAUCCGGCCUAUCUGACCACUGUCUACGGGUUCGACACAGGCCAGGUCGGCAACCGUCUGGUCCCGGCCAUCGUGGUGUCCUCUUUCGCCUCCAUCGGGUCUGGCUACUAUAUGAAGGUGACUGGAAAAUAUCGCAACUUUUCCAUUGUCGUGGCUCUUCUAGGGCUGAUUAGUAUUUUGGUGCUGGUGCUCACCACCCGUCCCAAACCCGUGGCCACUCUGCUACCCGACGUUCUGUUGAUGAUCAUGCCGAUCGUGCCGUACUGCUCGUACGUGUCGAUGCUGACCACCACGCUGUUGUCGCUGAUAGCUUCUGUUCCGCAGGAACACCAAUCUGCCGUCACUUCUGUGCAAUACGCUUUCCGUUCCACAGGCUCCACUCUGGGCACGUCGCUGGCGUCGCUGCUAUUCCAGUGGAAUCUCGGACACUUCCUGAAAACCAGAUUGUUCCAACACGCCCCGGAAAACGUCUCCAAAGAAGAGACUCUCUACAUCAUCGAUAAGGCUCUCCACAGUGCCACCUACAUCCACAGUGCUCCCGAAUGGGCCGUUGCAACGCUCGUCAACGGCUACAAUGUUGGUUGCUGGUCCACUUUCCUGUACGCCCUGGUGGCCAGUCUAUUUGGGUUCCUGUCCAUUCUCGCUGUUCGCGAAUAUAAAUUACACUCCACGGUUAGCCGGAAAUAG
Molecule: messenger RNA, 1686 nt
Organism: Ogataea philodendri
Lineage: Eukaryota; Fungi; Ascomycota; Pichiomycetes; Pichiales; Pichiaceae
Exons: 1
Coding region: 1-1686 (561 amino acids)
Biological process (GO): transmembrane transport; basic amino acid transport
Cellular component (GO): fungal-type vacuole membrane
Molecular function (GO): basic amino acid transmembrane transporter activity
Source: RefSeq, a predicted model, not a curated record